AUGUUGGACCUCCAGCUCGAGGAGUUCCUGCGAAAUGCCGCGUGCAGGAGCUUCCGGAUGAUUUGUUGGGGUUUUCCUGGCAUGGCGUGCACAUGGCUGCAAGCAAGCGGAACGCCUUUUCUUGGUGGCUUGCCACUCUGGGAGAAGAUACGUCAAGAGGAACCAGUCCUCGACGAGGGCUGCCUCGGCGAAUCUUGGGACAGCUGGGGCAAGGGAGGAGGUGGACGUGGAGGAGGCUAUCCGAUGCUGCUGGGGGCCCGCUGCGCCUUCAACCCAAAGGCCAGCUAUGCGUAUCCAAAGACCACGUCGCAUGACUGCUUUGGGAGAAUAUGGCAGGCUGCUGCUCCUCGACUCUCCACGCAAAACGGCGCACGGGGCCAAAGACAAGUCGACGGGUCCGUGAUGCCAGAGCGGGACGUGUCCAG
This is a messenger RNA of Symbiodinium sp. CCMP2592, 425 nucleotides long. NCBI's taxonomy places the organism in Eukaryota, Dinophyceae, Suessiales, Symbiodiniaceae. The record is from the annotation of a GenBank genome assembly.